Messenger RNA from Diospyros lotus (date-plum), 786 nucleotides. RefSeq names its product DNA-directed RNA polymerase III subunit RPC10-like. The coding region runs from base 289 to 624 and encodes 111 amino acids. The record is from RefSeq and is a predicted model, not a curated record. NCBI's taxonomy places the organism in Eukaryota, Viridiplantae, Streptophyta, Magnoliopsida, Ericales, Ebenaceae. Gene Ontology annotation, biological process: DNA-templated transcription; termination of RNA polymerase III transcription. The transcript is spliced from 4 exons. Gene Ontology annotation, molecular function: zinc ion binding; DNA-directed RNA polymerase activity; nucleic acid binding. Gene Ontology annotation, cellular component: RNA polymerase III complex.
CCUGCUCCGCCCCUGCCCUUCUGCAAGCCCCUCUCCCUCUUUCGCUCUCGCUCGCCCCGUAUCAGAAGCCGCCGCGAGAAGCAGCAUUGCCGUCACUGCUAUGGCGCUGUGAAGCUUUUUGUGUUCGGAGACUCCUAUGCUGACGCUGGAAACUGUCCCAAACCAUCCGCCGCCUCCUGGAAGGAACCAUACGGAUUCACUUUUCUCGGCACACCGGCCGGCCGCUUCUCCGACGGUCGUGUUCUCACUGAUUACAUUGGGGUUGCAGUGCAGUACAAGCCUAGGAAGAUGGAAUUUUGCCCAACAUGCGGGAUUUUGUUGCAGUAUGAGCUGCCCCAUUUGGGCCGGCCUGCUAGAUUCUUCUGUCCAACUUGUCCAUAUGUAUGUCACAUUGAGAGCAAGGUUAAAAUAAAGAGAAGGCAACAUUUAGUCAGGAAAGAGAUAGAACCCAUCUUCUCCAAAGAUGACAUGAAGAAUGGACCCACUACUGAAGCAACAUGCCCAAAUUGCGGGUUUGGGAAGGCUGUUUUCCAGCAACUUCAGAUCCGAUCAGCUGAUGAACCAAUGUCGACAUUUUACUGGUGCCUGAACGAGAAAUGUGGACGCCAAUGGCGUGAGGAUUAAAAGUCAUAUUCCUUAUCAAGUGUGUCCAAAGAAUGAGAAUUAUUAAUUUUAUGGUUGAAUAACUCCUCAAAUUCUAUUCUAACUUAGAUUAGACAUAAAUUUUCAAAUAUCCUGAAUUCUUUUUGGGGUGGGAAUAGAACACUAAAAGGUUAUUAUUUAUAA